UCCACCCCGUGGCCGCCAGCAGGUGCAGGUACACAGGUCCUGGACCCGUCCGCCCGCCUCGCCACUGUGGACAGCCGCCUCACGCCUCAGUCAGCCACACUCACAGCGCUGGACGGGACGCUGCCAACCACACUAAGUCCUUGGUAACCAUAUUUUCUUGAAGUUUAAAACAUCAUCAUGGCUCAAGUCAAUAUUGGAAUUCUAUUUGAAAAGCUUAAAAGCAGAUUAAGCAACAAGAUGUCUGAAGUGAUGACUAUAAUGAGGCCAGAAAACACAAACGAGGAAAUGUUUUCGUAUUUGUGGAGCCUGGAUGAAGCCCAUGCGACUCUAACGCCAGUUCUGCACCCAUCAAGCAAGUCAAAAGAUGAGUCCUAUGUGCACUGUAAACAGGGAGACAUAGCCUACCGCCUUCAUGAUCUAGUUCAGGCAUUAAGCUCUUAUAAUUUGGCCAUAUUAUCUGCGCCACAUCCAGACACAAUCACAGAUAGUCCUAAGAACUCUGGCAAAGACAAGUAUGAAGAAUUGGCCCAAGCUUAUGAGUCACGAUCUGUUGUGCUUUAUGACCUGAAGCAGUAUACAAAAUGCUCAGAUGACAUUGACCGAGCUCUGGAACUUGGCUGUGUACAGUCACGUAGAAAAUUAUUAGACAGGAAAAGUAUUUGUCUGAAAUUAAUAUCAGAGGGUAAAGACAAGGCAUUUGAUGCUUCAGCUGAAGCUUUAAACACCUUUGAACCAUGUUUUGCAUAUAUCAACCGUGAGCCCCCUAAGUUAGCUGACCAUAACCCAGCCAUACCGUCACUCAGCAGUGCUGUCAAGCUGGCCUACACUCACUCCCAAGGACGUCACCUGAUUGCUGAUAGAGACAUCAACCCAGGUGAUAUUGUAAGUGUUGAAGAUGGGUACUGCAGCACACUUUAUUCAGAAAAGUUACUAAUGUACUGUACUGUGUGUAUGAAAAGAUGCACUUCACCUUUACCUUGCCCCAGCUGCAAAGAGGUGAUAUUUUGUAGCGAGGAGUGUCAGAAACAGGGAUUAUCAAGCAUCCAUUGGCAAGAAUGCCCUAUUGUGUCAACCCUGCGUCUACUGGACAUUAAAAGUUUUCUUGCAUUGGCAUACAGAUUAAUGAUUAAGACCUCUCAUGCAAAGCUCAAGGAGAUGAUACCACUACUUCAAUGUGAGACCAAAGACCAGCCUCUCAAGAAUCUUGGAUUCAAUAAAAAUGGUGUCUAUGAUUCAUCAGAUUAUAGUGCAGUGUAUCACCUGACAACCAACAAAGAAAAGAUACCUGGACAUGAACUAUUUGUCAGGUGCAUGGAGGCUUUUGUUGUAACUAAACUUCUGUUGCUGAGUGGUCGCUACUUCAUCAGUUGUGAUGGUGAGCCCUUCACUCCAAGUCAUGAAGACAUAGUCCUGACUGGCAGCACACUCAUCCAUCAUAUGAUGGUCCUCCAUUGCAAUAGUCUUUGCAUUGCAAUUCCCAUCUUUAAUGUGAAUGGCCAUAAGGAGCGUCAGAUGGAAUUAUGUGGCAGGGGAGUUCACUCUGCAUCAAGCCUUCUGAAUCACUCCUGCAAUCCAAAUUGUAGUGAUUUUUGGUAUGGCACAACUUUGCUAGUAAGAGCAAUACUGUUCAUCCCCGCUGGCAAGCCAUUAACCUUCUCAUAUGGAUUAGAUGUUGCUGUAGACACAAGAGAUUCCAGGAGGUUAAAACUGAUGACUCAUUUCAAAUUCAGUUGUACUUGUGAAGCUUGUGAAAAUAACUGGCCAACUAUCUGGGAAUGGCCAACAUUCUAUAUUAUAAAAUGCACCAAAUGUAAUGAAGGAGAAGGUAUCAACCCACGUACAAAAGUUUGCCCUAAUUGCAAUCUGAACUAUGAUAAAGGUGGCAUGCAGGGACGAGCCCCUUAUAAUUACAGGCUCAUCAGCAAGAAAAUGCAAAAGGUUCAUGAGGAUUUUUUAAUUGCUAAUAAAAACAUCUUGGAAGAAGGCAGUAACUCUGAAAAGGACAUUAAGGCAGUGCGUGCUUUAAUUAAACUUUUCUGCAAGUAUGUGAAGCAGCCAAGUCUUGGUCUCCGUCUUGCUCAAGAAGCACUAUGCGUGUUCUGUUUACGUCGUUGUUCUUGUGUUUAUGUUAAACAUGAUACUGGAAACACCCUGAUAAAUCUUCUGAGUGCUGAGAUGAAUCAAGCACUACAACUGUAAGCAGUGUUACAAAAUGAGUCUAAAAAGUGGACUGUGGUAAAUCAUAUUUGUUUUACUUGUCUAUUAAAUGACAUCAACUAAAAAUACUUAGUUCCAAGGUUAGAAUUUCCAUACUCUAACCUUGGAACACUAGAAGUAGUAAAUCAUGAUUUGGGUCUGGUGUAUUGUUUCAAAACAUUUAUUUGUAAUGAGAUUGUUCCUGUUCUUUAUAUUCACUGAUCUUAAAUGAUGUCUGUAAGUAGUUUGCUUAUAAUUUUUAAGUUUAUUUUUAAUAUACAAGGAAGUUUUACAUA
This is a messenger RNA of Procambarus clarkii (red swamp crayfish), 2492 nucleotides long. RefSeq names its product SET and MYND domain-containing protein 4. Gene Ontology annotation, molecular function: histone deacetylase binding. The record is from RefSeq and is a predicted model, not a curated record. Gene Ontology annotation, cellular component: cytoplasm; nucleus. Lineage: Eukaryota; Metazoa; Arthropoda; Malacostraca; Decapoda; Cambaridae.